This is a messenger RNA of Lates calcarifer (barramundi perch), 5760 nucleotides long. RefSeq names its product lymphoid-restricted membrane protein (gene lrmp). NCBI's taxonomy places the organism in Eukaryota, Metazoa, Chordata, Actinopteri, Centropomidae. Gene Ontology annotation, cellular component: endoplasmic reticulum membrane. The transcript is spliced from 39 exons. The record is from RefSeq and is a predicted model, not a curated record. Bases 228 to 4871 code for a protein of 1547 amino acids.
GUCUCGUGCGCAGGGCUUCGUUCCACCUGUGCGCGUGCUCUCUGUGCUGUUUGCGCGUGGACAGGCCAAACAUUUCGUCGUGGAUGUUUUUGCUCGUACAAAGCUUAUCAAGGCAACAAAAAUCUAUAUUCUGCCAGCAGAUAGAGGGGUAUCUGAGAGAGUAACACAGACGACUUCAGCCUCUCCUCGAGUCAGGAAGCCAGCACUGCAGCCCUGCCGUCAGCAGCAUGGACUAUUACACACCCCAGCCAAGUCGUCGGCACAACCCUGUGGACAGCAUCUGCCGCAAACUGCAGACCAUCCAGUGGCGCGGUGACCGGGAGCCCAAUUCACCUUUCCAGAUUCCCAAGCUUUCCUCGAGCAGUUACGACAGCCCCCAGUGUGGCCUCAGACAUAACCUGGAAGCCAUCCUGAAGAAAGGGGCCUUCCACAGAGACGAGGGAGAAAGGGGGAAGGAGAGGGUGAGGGACAAGGACAAGGAGAAGGAGAAAGGGAAGGGGAAGGGGAGAGGGAUGGGAAUGCCGAGCUCUGCAGCUUCCCAGAGGAUCAGCAUGGGUCCCUCUGUCCCUCUGUCCACCCCUUCCACCCCUGCAUGCAAUCCUUCUACACCAGCUAACGUUACAUACACCAUCACUAGCACUAUGGGAGAGAGGAGAGGCGCUGAUGGGAGUGAUUUAAAACAAGUUAAGACAUGGCAGAGGUAUUGUUCGACUCCCACGGGCCAGUCCAAAGAAUCUCCUUACUUUACAUUCACACGAGGACCUCAGUCGGUGCAGCCCGAGAGCGAGAAGCCGAGCAGGAGCCCACCUCUGUCUCGUACCUUCACCCCGAGCCACAGCACCCUCUCCUACAACCUCAACUUCUGCUCUGCAGAUGCAGCAAACUUGAUGGAGUGUGAGCUGCCCUACCCAGCUCUGGUCGUGAAAAGGCUGUCCAUGGGAGAUGGAGGAACCUCACUGGCCUCUGAAAACAGGAAGGAGAAUAUGGCAGAAAUCAGCCUCAUCUGUGAGGAGAAUCUGCUCGAUACCAUCUUCCACGCCUGUGACACCCAGCGUCGAGGUAAAGUGUACGUGUCUCACAUCGUGGACUAUCUGCGCCACACCACCAGUCGCAGCUCAGAAGACAGCGGACUGGAGGAGCUUUGCAACAUGCUGGAUCCAGAACACAAAGAUGUCUCCAUUGACCUGGACACCUACCAUGCUGUCAUGAGGGAGUGGAUUGAUGACUGCCGCAACAACGGAGAAGAGCCAACAGAUGACAUCACUCAGGACUCAGUCAAACUUAGAGACAGCCUGUCUGCCAAGAGGUCCAUGCUGCUCAAUAUGACCUCAGGGAGCCUGGAGGCCUUUGGAGGGGAGGCGUCCAGAGCAGAGUUUGAAACGUCAGAGCUGGUGUAUUGUGUUGCUGACCUCCAGAUGAGCAACCAAAAGCUCGAGGAGGAGGUGAGGAAGCUGAAGCAGGUGGUGGAGAGCAUGGAGGACAGCAACCAGAAGCUGGCAGAGGAGAAUGAGGAUCUACGCAACCAGGCCAGGGUUCACCAGCAGCUAGCCCAGAAGGAGAAGAUGCUGAAGGAGGAGGUGGAGGAGAUGAAGGCUACUCUGAGCUGUACAGAGGAAGGCAGAGCUCGUGCCUCUGCACACAGCAAACAUGUGGAGAGAGAAAACCAGGGUCUCAUUGCCAAGAUUGCCUCUCUUCAGGAAGAGAACUUCAAGGUCACCAUGGAGACGGAUGAGCUUCAGAGGAGAAUAGCAGAGCUGUGUGACAUUAACACUGACCUUCAGAUGCAAAUUCACUCUUUUGACACCGUUGUUAGUGAAAAGGAAGCCGUGAUACUUGAGAAAGGCAGACAGAUAAAUGAGCUGAAGGCAGCAGUGGAGGAAUACUCCUCCAUUACAGAGCUGCUGAGGGCAGACAAGAGCAAGCUGGAGAACCAGAUGCAGAUGAUUCAUCCAGACCUGGCUGGAGCUGGUCUGUCCCUGUCAGUGGCGUACAGGUUGAACCAGAGCAGCUCAGGGUCCCUGCAGACAGAACUGGCUCUGGCACAGUCACCACUGGAGGCUCCCCAUGGAGCUGAUCAUUUGUCCACUACUAUGGGAUGUGCCUCUCCGCUGGAUGAGACUCUGGACAGGGAAGUUUUGCUGAUGCUGCAGGGACCCAGUCCUGAACACAUGGCUCUGGAGUUCAAGAUCCUACUAAACAAACUGAAAAGGGAUUUCAGGGAAGAAACCAGCUCUGUCUUAUCUACAGUUAGAGGCUUUUUUGAUGACCACACACAGCCAGGGGGCAACGCAGACACCAGUCUUCAGACGGUGCAGGCCGAGCUGGAUGCAAGGAGGGCAGACUGGGCCCUUAGCUUGGACCAGCUGGCCCAGUACACAGACUCCCUGGAGAAAGAGCUGAUCAAAAUGGCUAGUAACAUGAGGAGAUCCCGCACUGAGAUCCUCCACCUCUCAGUCAGGGUGCAGGAGCAGGAGAACCAGAAGCGGCAGCUGUGUGAGGAGCUGGAGCAGUUAAAGACACCCCAGGACAGCAGAGAGGCCUCAUGCCAAACACCUGCACCAGAGGAGGAGCCUGGAGAUGGAGACUUGGACUGGGAUGAGGAGUUUGCCCUCCAAGACUUCCUGAAGAACGAGCUAGCAGAGAGGAAUUGCCAGGUGCAGGACGUGCGAACGGGCAGCCGGCCUGAGGAUACAGGGAAUAAAUUAACAGACAGAGGUGAAGAGGAGGACGGGGAGGAGAGGUGGAUGGUGGUGGAUACGGCGGGAGAGGGAGAGGUCAGGGACACAUCGACUCCUCUGUCUGCCCUCCCUGGGGAAGCCCAUCCUGGGAAGGGUGCAGUUCAAGAGGGUCAAGACUCGGCAGCCUGUGCUGGAUCAGAGCCAGAGGGUUACUGUCAACCUGAGCAGGAAGAGGCAGCAGUGCUAUUGAGCGCCCACUCACAAGCUGUCAGCAUUAGACACCCAGAGGCGGAUGCUCUCCCUGAUCCGUCCCACUCAGAGAACAAUGCAGAGGUCUCUGAGACUGCGGGGUCUCCCUCAGAUGGUCCAGCCCAACAUUUGAGCAGCUCACCUGAACAGGACCAAACACCUGGUAACACCAGUCCCAUGGCAGCUGAGAUGGUCUCUCCUGACAGCACAUCACCUGGACCAGACAAGAACAUUACACAGAGUGAGAGCACCCAGCCAACCACUGAGGAUCACAGAGAAGCAGAGGAGAAAGGAGGCGAGGCGGACUCGAGCGCAGAAGAUAUGAACCGUACUAAGAGCCUGAGCCAGGACCAGUUGGCAGACAGAUCAGCAGCAGAGGACAGCACGAGCCUGCUUCCUGUGUUGGUGGAGGAGGAGGAGAGUGUGCAGGACAGUAGAGCUGAGGGUCCACCGGCAGCGGCCAGCAUGGCAGGGACAGACCGGCUCAACAGCAGCGGAGCAACCACACUAUCUAGCAACAGCUCUCCUCAGUCAGGAUCAUCCUUCAGACACGCCAGCCAAUCAGGAAGCGGCAUGGGCAGCAUGACCUCUGACCCCAGCCAAUCUGAGAAUAAUGCAGCCAAAAAGGACUCUGGCAAAAAUAAGAGGGAACUGGAGCUGUCACGCACCAUGGAGGCCAUCGAGGAGCACAAGGUUCAGGAGGACCAAAAUGAGACCAGCCUGACCAACGGGAAGGAGUCUGAGACAUCAAUUCUCUCUGACACCAGUGACACUUUUAAAGAGGACAGGAACAGCCUGUCACCCAGUGACAAGGAGAUUGAGGCAGAGUUCCAGCGUCUAGCGCUGGGCUUCAAGUGCGACAUGUUCACCCUGGAGAAGAGGCUGCGGUUGGAGGAGAGGUCACGUGACCUGGCUGAGGAGAACGUCCGCAGGGAGGUGUCCAGCUGCCAGGGCUUACUGCAGGCUCUUAUUCCUCUGUGUGAGGACGACAACCAGUCCAUGGAGAUCAUACAGAGGCUCCAGAAGAACCUAGAUAUCCUCAUCCAGUCCAUGACCAGGGUGUCCAGUCGUUCUGAGAUGCUAGGAGCUAUUCACCAGGAGAGUCGCAUUGGUAAGGCUGUGGAGGUGAUGAUCCAGCACGUGGAGAACCUGAGGAGGAUGUACACCAAGGAGCAUGCUGAGCUGCUAGAGCUGCGAGAGACGCUCAUGCAGAACGAGAGGUCGUUUGGAUCUCAAACUGAAAGAGAUGACUUCCGUGGCAAGAAACAGUCAUCAUCACAGUACUACAAGUCAUCAGCUCGGCGGGUCAGCAUAGCAGCGAUCCCUCGCAUUAGUGGAGGCAACAUGCACUUUGACAUGACUAAAACACAAGAUGGCUCAGAGGCUGAAACGGAGAGACUGACCAGGCGAUCCCCAUGGAAUGUGGCAGGGAAGAGCACGGCGCGCCCUCCACUAAAGCGCUUUGUUAGCUCUGCGGCCUGGGUUGACACUGAAGAGCCCUCUCUCAUGAUGAAGGGGAUGGCCUGCGACAACACCGACUGCCAGUCUGAGGACGAGCACAAGGAGGAGCCGGUGGCAGAGAGGAGGAGGUCCAGUCUCAGUGAGCUGGGCAACAAACUCACCUCCCUCAUUCUGCCCCUCAAGACUCCAAGCCCUUCCUCCAGCCCUACAUCUACAGACCCAGGAAUGGCCCAGUCUUUGUCCCACAGUCUGACCUCUUCCCGGGCAGCUGCAGCAGCAGCUGUAGCCAGAGGUGGCAGGGGGCUCUGGCUUUGGCUGGCCAUGGUGGUGGUGCUGGCAGGUCUCCUGGCUCUGCUGGCCAGUCUGGUCAUGCAGCCAGCAGUAGAUGCUGCCCCUGUGGGGACCGGGGACUCCUGGAUGACCAUCCAGCAGCUGCUGUGGCCGUACACAGGGCUCCGCCACAAUGGGCAGCCUCCCGUCUAACCUCUGAGACCCAAGGUGGAUGGUGCUAUUGGCCAUCAGCCUUCUGCGGAGAUUGUUUGUGCACUUGGGUGAUGAUUCAGAAAGGACAGAGCACCACUCCUGAGCGGAGGCUGUUUGGAUGUUUAUUGGUGCCUGAAGAUUCCUAAAAUAUGACAGCACUGGCCAGUCCUCAGGGGAUAGUUAACCCUAUGGAGGAUUUUAUACAUCACAUCACGUUUGCAAAAUUAGUUAGUCUGUGUGUGUGUGUGAAUGUGUUUUAAGAGGAGAAGCAGUUACAUGUCCUUUACAGUGGGCUGCUCAAACUCUAACACGUUAUGAUGCAGUUUUACUAUCAGUGCUGCUGGUACCUGUCUACCUGGACCCAACACAAUCUGUCAAAUCAGACUUGAUCAGUUGUCAGUGCUGACCGAUCAUGUCACAGCUUAAUCAGAAUGAUAGCACUGAUCCAUAUCAUACAAUGGGCCACAGUGCAGUUUUCCAUUGACAGUCAUCAUGGACGAUGGCUCCGAUUGUCCCACAUGGCUUUUUGAACACAUUUCAUGCACUUGAGGACACAGGGGACUGCCAGCCUUUUAAAUGGAAUAUUUAAUUCAUUUCUUUUAAGUCUAUAAACACUGGUAAUAAAACUUUGAUUUCAAGUGUUUUUUUAAGUGUUUUUGAAAUCUAUAUUUAUGAGUUUGUUAGUUUUGAGUGGGGAGAUGUGAAUAUGUUUAUUUUUGUUAAGUUAUAAUUCUACAUUGUUACAGUUUUAACACCAAAGGUUUUUUUAAUUAUUAUUUUCCCUUACAUUCUUGCUGUGGUGGUCACCGUUUUCAACUUCAUACACUUUUGUAUGUUCCAAAGAAGAUGCGUGAAAGUUUGCACAAAUAAAGUAGCCAAUUCUACAAUA